UUGGCUUUUCCCCCCUCCGACCAUCACGACAAUACUAACCCGACAACCCACCCGUCAUCCAGCAUUCAAGAUGGCCAAGGAAGCGCCCGUCAAGACCGGUCUCAUCACCGGUCUCAACCAUGGACACAAGACCACCGCUCGUGUCGUCAAGCCCCGUGUCUCCCGCACCAAGGGCCACCUGAGCAAGCGCACCGCUUUCGUCCGUGACGUCGUCAAGGAAGUCUCCGGCCUUGCCCCCUACGAGCGCCGCGUUAUCGAGUUGCUCCGCAACUCCAAGGACAAGCGCGCCCGUAAGCUCGCCAAGAAGAGGCUCGGCACCUUCGGCCGCGCCAAGAGAAAGGUCGAGGAGAUGACCCGCGUCAUCGCCGAGUCCCGCCGUGUCGGUCACUAAACGAUUUUCCCCCCUUCGAGAGGAAUCCGUCAAAACCAAAAUGGGGCGCAACGGGGUUGUUGUGUUGGACUGGCAAACUACUGGGUUUAUAUGGGUCAAGGGCGUGGUCACAGCAUAAAAGUUUGUGGUCUAUUUCUAAAAACAAAUCGACGGAACUCCCCCGUAUCAUCAUGGAAUGAUGAUGCCUUCACGACAAAUACCAAAAUUUCAAGCAC
This is a messenger RNA of Colletotrichum scovillei, 606 nucleotides long. Its product is annotated as ribosomal protein L36e. The transcript has 3 exons. Lineage: Eukaryota; Fungi; Ascomycota; Sordariomycetes; Glomerellales; Glomerellaceae. The coding region runs from base 71 to 391 and encodes 106 amino acids. Gene Ontology annotation, cellular component: ribosome; cytosolic large ribosomal subunit. Gene Ontology annotation, biological process: cytoplasmic translation. The record is from RefSeq and is a predicted model, not a curated record. Gene Ontology annotation, molecular function: structural constituent of ribosome.